GAAGCGAUGAAACGUGAGUGUCCAUUCCAAAGUUGUACACCAUUUCGUGCUCAAGGGUAUUCGAUCUGUGGCUUUGUCGGUCAUUGAGUGAGAAAUACACAAUGGAACUCGGACUGCCAAGGCCAUGGCUGUGAAUGAAAGAGGUCAGACCUCGUAACAAGGAGACUGACGAUGUAGCAAUAGUUUACCACAACUGUGUGGUAAACUCCCUACUGCAGUGGCGAGGCCAUGCUGUUCAACUCGCUGCUCGGUGACGCACGGCCGGUCCAUGGCAUCCUGUCCUCGCCUGUCCGGGGGCUAAUCGAACUAACGGCACAUAAGUGCAAUUCAUCACACGCAGCUGAAUACCAAUUAUCACUUUGCCAUGGAGAAGCACGGCGGCUUCAGCAGAGUACAAGGCCAAAAGGUUUCUGCCUGCAAGAGCACCAAUUUGCAUUUAUGAGGGGAAACUCAGCGGCUUUCUGAUUCUGCAGAUGGGAGGCGAUGUCACAUGUUGAUACGCAGGUCUUGGAGAAAGGUGGACAUUACGACAGAGAUGUUACGUGUGAAUUGUCGAGUAUGUGUGCUUCAUUGCUACCUUGAAGCGUACGAAAUGAUCGUAAUGGGUUAAUGUAUCCUCCAGCUUUUACAAUCCCAACGGGGUGACACUUCCUGAA
Marchantia polymorpha subsp. ruderalis is the source of this 656-nucleotide messenger RNA. The record is from the annotation of a GenBank genome assembly. NCBI's taxonomy places the organism in Eukaryota, Viridiplantae, Streptophyta, Marchantiopsida, Marchantiales, Marchantiaceae.